AUGCCGAAGUUUGAGAAAUACAACGGAACCAGUUGUCCUGAGGCUCACAUUACAAUGUUCUGUCGAAGGAUGACAGGAUAUAUCCAUAAUGAUCAGUUAUUAGUCCACUGCUUCCAAGAUAGCCUGACUGGGGCAACAGCCAAAUGGUAUAACCAAUUGAAUCGGGGCCAAAUUAGUUCAUGGAAAGACUUGGCACAAGCUUUUAUGAAGCAAUAUGGUCACGUGACGGAUAUAGCACCUGAUAGAAUCACUUUACAAAGUAUGGAAAAGAAGCCGAACGAAAGUUUCAGGCAAUAUGCCCAGAGAUGGAGAGAAGUCGCUACGCAGGUUCAACCGCCACUGCUUGAGAAGGAAACGACAAUUUUGUUUAUCAAUACCCUGAAAGCACCUUUCAUCAAUCACUUGCUAGGAGGCGCAACCAAGAGUUUUUUGGAUAUAGUAAUAUCCAGUGAGAUGAUAGAAAAUGCAAUAAGGUGUGGAAAGAUAGAAGCGGGGGAGAGCACCAAGAAGUCAGUCCCACGAAAGAGAGAAAAUGAAGUAAACAAUGUAAGUAGGAGUAAUGCAACACCGAUCACUGUGAAUCAACCGAUAAUAGUAAACGCGAGUCAGCAAGCCUCAUCAAAGCAAGAGUCUGAUACAAAGUGGAAUACGGAGAAACUCCAGUUUACGUCCAUUCUAGUGUCGUAUAAGGAGUUAUAUCAAACUUUAUUUAAUACACAUGUUGUAUCCCCGGUUUAUCUGAAACCGAUGCAACCUCCAUAUCCCAAGUGGUACAAUGAAAAUGUCCAAUACGAAUACCAUACGGGAACCACAGGACAUGCGAUAGAAAAUUGCACCGCAUUUAAGAGGUUAGUGGAAAAGCUCCUUGAAAUGGGCAUCAUAAAAUUCGAUGAGUCAUCUAGCGGGGAAAAUCCGUUACCCAAUCAUGCCGACAAGGAGGUAAAUGCAGUAAUUGAGAAUACCGGGAAGAGAGUUAGAAUGACUGUGGCUGAAGUAAGAACACCAUUGAGAGAGGUUUGGAAGGAAAUAAUGAAGAGAGAGUUAAUCACGCAGAGUUCGGGAAACAGAUCCCAGAAAAUAGGGAACUAUUGUGAGUUCCAUGAUGAGGAGGAUCAUGAGAUCCAAGAAUGUGAUGAAUUUAGGGCCCUAAUACAGGAACUAAUGGACAACAAAGAGCUGGAAUUCUUUGAAUAUGUAGAAGAGAGAGAUGUAUGCACCUCAGAAUGA
Messenger RNA from Gossypium arboreum, 1227 nucleotides. RefSeq lists its product as uncharacterized. Bases 1 to 1227 code for a protein of 408 amino acids. The record is from RefSeq and is a predicted model, not a curated record. Lineage: Eukaryota; Viridiplantae; Streptophyta; Magnoliopsida; Malvales; Malvaceae. The transcript has a single exon.